Messenger RNA from Anguilla anguilla (European eel), 1884 nucleotides. RefSeq names its product leucine-rich alpha-2-glycoprotein-like. The transcript is spliced from 2 exons. NCBI's taxonomy places the organism in Eukaryota, Metazoa, Chordata, Actinopteri, Anguilliformes, Anguillidae. Gene Ontology annotation, molecular function: protein binding. Bases 176 to 1195 code for a protein of 339 amino acids. The record is from RefSeq and is a predicted model, not a curated record. Gene Ontology annotation, cellular component: plasma membrane.
GUAUCACUGCACUGAAUCAUGGGAAAACACAGGCUGAGCAGCCAGAUUUCCCGUCGAUAGUGUUUAAACAGUUUUGAAAGAAGCUCUUCUUGCACAGAUAUAAAGCAACCAAAGAGAGGAAAAAAGUACAGAUUUCCAGAAGUUCAAAAGACAGAAGUCCUCCCACUCUUCAGCAAUGGGCACCUGGUACCUAUUCACCUUGACAGUGCUGGUCAGCUGUUGUUGCCAUGGUGUCCUAUCCUGUCCAGAUCUGUGCACCUGCUACUUUUCUACCAAUACCACUCAGGUGGUCUGCACCAGCCCCUCCCUUUCACAUUUUCCUGAUAGUGGUCUCCCAGCCAAUACCACUUCCCUGUCCAUUGAGUUCACCAACAUGAGCUCUAUUUCAGCCCAGCACCUGCAGGCCAUACCCCUCCUGCAGGAGCUCCACCUAUCAGGAAACAAGCUGUAUGAGCUGCCAGCUGAUCUGCUGAGUGGCCUUCCCCACCUGCACACCCUGGACCUCACGGGCAACCAGUUGCAGCAGCUGCCUCCAGGCGUGUUCAGCCACGCCCCACUGCUCAACCUGGUGCUCAGAGAUAACAAGCUUUCCACGGCUGAUGCCCACUGGCUCCUGCCUAACAGCAGCCUUACCUGGCUGGACCUGGCAUCAAACCGCCUGAUGGUCCUGCCCACUGCCCUGCUGCAUAACCUGCCCCAGUUGAAAACGCUUCAUCUGAGCAACAACCAGCUGGAGAAAAUCCCUGCUGCCACCCUGCACCCACUUACUCACCUGGAACGACUUCAUCUGGAGGGGAACAAACUGAGCUGGCUGCACCCCUCCUCCUUCCAGCACACCUUAAACCUCACCCACUUGUUCCUCCAGGAGAACAGACUGGAGAAGCUUUCCUCCAACAUUUUUCAGGGUCUCUCUCGCCUUGACGUCCUGAACCUGAGCCAGAACCGCUUGCGCAACCUGCCCCCCGACUUUCUGGAUGACCUGCCUGCACUGGGUGCUAGCAGCGGCCAGGGCCUGGACCUCUCCCUUAACCCCUGGCACUGUGACAGCGACAUGGCCUACUUGUGGACGUGGCUCCGCAGCCACCAAGACAAAACCAUUUUGGAUGAAAUUCAGUGUGCCACACCUGAAGCCCUGAAGGGCAGAGUAAUCUCAUCUUUGACAAAAGAGGAGUGGGGGGCAACCAGCAGAGACUGAAGCAGAUUCUGAACAAUGGUUGAACUCUGCUUCUUCAAAUGUCUCUAGAUCGCUUUGAACUUGUACUACUAUAUGUGCUCUGCAAUGGAUUGGUGACCUGUCCCUGUCACCUAAUGCAUUGUGGGAUAGGCUCCAGGUCCUGUGACCCUGACUAGGAGUAAGUGGAUAAGAUAAUUGAUGUAUUUAAGUAAAUUUAAAAUAAUUGUGCAUCUCUAAUAGCAGUACUGUAAAAUGUAUAGUAACUUUCUAGAUGAAAUUAGCUUGUAAGUUGCUUUAAUACCCAUCUACUUUAAGUAGUAUUAUUACAGUAAACAUAUCAGGAAAUACAGUACUGUGCAAAAGUCAUAGGCACCUGUAAAAAAAAUGCUGUACAGCUAAGAUGCUUUCAAAAAUAAUGAAAUGAAAGGUUAUAAAUAUCAAAAAAUAAUAUGAAGAGCAGUAAAUAGUUAAAGACAAACUAAAAUCAAUGUUUUGUGUGACCACCCUUUACGUUUAAAACUACAUCAAUUCUCUUAGGUACACUGUCCUGCAGUUUUGUAAGAAAAUCGACUGGUAGGUCGUUCCAAGCAUUUUGGAGAACUUGCCACAAUUCUUCUGCAGAUGUUGGCUGUUUAGCUUGCUCCUGGCUCUCCAGGUAAUUCCAGAGACCCUUUUUAUCUGAAAAGUAGUCUAUUACUUAAAAUAUUACU